Carica papaya (papaya) is the source of this 3248-nucleotide messenger RNA. RefSeq names its product potassium transporter 6-like. The record is from RefSeq and is a predicted model, not a curated record. Lineage: Eukaryota; Viridiplantae; Streptophyta; Magnoliopsida; Brassicales; Caricaceae. Gene Ontology annotation, cellular component: membrane. Gene Ontology annotation, biological process: potassium ion transmembrane transport. Gene Ontology annotation, molecular function: potassium ion transmembrane transporter activity.
GCAACAAGACGCCGUCACACUAUCCACCAUUUCUGAUUUUUGAAAACUUGCUCUUCUUUUUCUUCUUCAUCUUCUUCCUCCGGUAGUUAAAGAAAUUGGUUUAAAAAGGACAAGUAAACUGAACAAACGCAGUUUUCUUUUCAGUUUCCCAAUAUUCACCCACUCAACUAAGUCCAAAUCUCCGAGUCAAUCAACAACUUUAGAUAUAUCACCUCCGUAAUAUUAUUUAUUGCCUACGAGAUCGGAGAGCAGAUGCUUCAGAGAAAACCCAAGUAGUGAAAAGAAGAUCCCUUCCCAGUAAUUAAAAGAUCGUAACGAAAUAUUAAAAUCCAAAAACCAAAAGACGCCUUCCCCACCAACUACAGAACAAACUGCCUUUUUUUUUUUUUUUUUUCUCUCUUUCUAUCUCUAAAACCUCAAGCAAGAUAUUCGUUUUCAAAGUCUCCUUUGUGUUUUGGGUUCCCGGUUCUAGUGCCUGUCCCCUUCUAAUUCUUCUUAUUUCUUCUUUCUUUUUCUGCUUUCGUGUUUUGCUUUUCGCUAUUUCACCAUUCGUGGUUGUUCAACUGCUUCCCGAACAUCCACUCUGGAUAAACAAUCUUCAAAUUUUCAUUGCAUAAGAUGAUUAAUUUCAGCGUCUGCAUAUUUUGAACGUGUUUUACUGGGUGUUGGAAAAUGGGGAUCAGUUGACUCUCUCGAAAUUGCAGCCAAAAUGCGUUUUUACAGUUUUUGAAACCGCCCAUCAUGGAUCUGGAGAGUGGAGUUUAUCGUGACACUAUCAAGUUGCAGAAGGAAUCGUGGAAAACGGUAUUGACGUUAGCGUAUCAAAGCCUCGGUGUUGUCUAUGGAGAUUUGAGCACUUCUCCUCUAUACGUAUACAAAAGCACAUUCGAUGAGGAUAUUCAACACUCUGAGACAAAUGAAGAGAUUUUUGGAGUUUUGUCUUUCGUUUUCUGGACUCUUACUUUAGUCCCGUUGCUAAAGUACGUCUUCAUCGUGCUCAAAGCUGAUGAUAAUGGCGAAGGAGGCACUUUCGCUCUCUACUCUUUGCUGUGUAGACAUGCCCGAGUCAACUCACUGCCGAAUUGCCAAUCGGCAGAUGAGGACCUAACCGAGUACAAGAAGGAGAACACUGGGUUAACACCAAAAUCAAGUUUUGGGUCGAGCCUGAAGUCUACUCUGGAGAAGCACAGAGUGUUGCAGAGGGUUUUGCUUGUGCUGGCUUUGAUUGGGACAUGUAUGGUGAUUGGUGAUGGUGUCCUCACGCCAGCUAUUUCUGUUUUUUCUGCGGUGUCCGGGCUCGAGCUUUCUACGGAAAAAGAGCAUCACAAAUAUGUAGAAGUCCCAGUCGCAUGCAUCAUACUGAUAGGCUUGUUUGCCCUUCAACAUUAUGGCACACACAGGGUAGGAUUUUUGUUUGCACCUGUGGUCCUAACGUGGCUCCUAUGCAUCGGUGCCAUUGGCUUAUAUAAUAUUAUCCACUGGAAUCCUCAUGUGUACCAAGCACUUUCCCCACAUUACAUGUACAAGUUUUUGAAGAAAACUCAAAGAGGAGGAUGGAUGUCCUUAGGUGGAAUUUUGCUGUGUAUAACAGGUUCAGAAGCUAUGUUCGCAGAUCUUGGACAUUUUUCACAAUUGUCAAUCAAGAUUGCUUUCACAUCUUUGGUUUACCCAUCCCUGAUUCUUGCAUAUAUGGGGCAAGCUGCCUAUCUAUCACAGCAUCAUGAAAUGGAGAAUGAUUACAGAAUUGGAUUUUAUGUAUCUGUUCCAGAGAGUUUAAGAUGGCCAGUUUUAGUCAUAGCGAUACUUGCUGCAGUAGUGGGAAGCCAAGCCAUCAUCACCGGAACUUUCUCAAUCAUCAAACAAUGCUCUGCUCUAGGUUGCUUCCCCAGAGUCAAAAUAGUGCAUACAUCAUCAAAAAUACAUGGUCAGAUCUACAUCCCAGAGAUCAACUGGAUCCUAAUGCUUUUAUGCUUGGCUGUUACAAUUGGUUUCAGAGAUACCAGGCGUAUGGGCAAUGCAUCAGGUUUGGCUGUGAUUACCGUUAUGCUGGUCACGACCUGUUUAAUGUCCUUGGUGAUAGUACUUUGUUGGCAGAAGAGUGUGUUUCUUGCAAUAUGCUUUGUUUUCUUUUUUGGCACAAUUGAAGCUCUCUACUUCUCAGCUUCCCUCAUCAAGUUCCUUGAAGGUGCCUGGGUGCCUAUUGCCCUUGCGUUCUGUUUCCUAAUCAUCAUGUGUAUCUGGCACUAUGGCACGCUCAAAAAGUAUGAGUUUGAUGUCCAAAACAAGGUCUCUAUUAACUGGCUGCUCAGCUUGGGUCCAAGUCUGGGCAUUGUGAGGGUCCGUGGGAUUGGCCUUAUACACACUGAGCUUGUUUCUGGAGUCCCAGCAAUCUUCUCCCACUUUGUCACCAACCUUCCAGCCUUCCAUCAGAUCCUAGUUUUCCUUUGCAUUAAAUCUGUACCAGUUCCCCAUGUCAGACCCGAGGAACGGUUUCUAGUGGGUCGUAUUGGGCCGAGAGAAUUCAGGCUAUAUCGAUGCAUUGUACGAUACGGGUACCGUGACUUUCACAAAGAUGACAUGGAAUUUGAGAAAGAUCUGGUUUGCAGCAUAGCAGAGUUUAUUCGCUCAGGAAGUAUCGGAGCUGACUGUGCAAAUGGUGAUUGUGCAAACGGAGACAUCUUGAACGAAGAUGAUAGAAUGACCGUCGUCGGGACGUGUUCUACUCAGACAGAUCGGAUUCAGAUGAGCGAGGAUGAUGCAGAUAACAGGAAUAUAGCUGGACCAUCAGAGGUGAGGGAGAUACAAUCUCCACCGCCCAUCAAAAGGAGGAAAAGAGUAAGAUUUAUAGUACCAGAAAGCCCAAAGAUUGAUAGGGGAGCCAUGGAAGAGUUGCAGGAACUCAUGGAAGCUAGGGAAGCUGGGAUAGCAUACAUUCUAGGUCAUUCUUAUGUUAAAGCAAAGCAAGGAUCAAGCAUGUUAAAGAGAGUAGUGAUAAACAUAGGAUAUGAAUUUUUGAGGAGGAAUAGCAGGUCAGCCAACUAUUCCUUAAGUGUACCACAUGCUUCCACACUUGAGGUGGGAAUGAUGUAUAAUGUCUGAUUCUUGGUUCAUACAGACUAUAAGUAGUGUAUAUGUUUUAUAUCUUGAAAUCUCCCCAAGUUUUAUAGGACAGUUUGUAAAUAUAGAGUGGAUUAGAUAGUGAUGUAUAACUAUACCUUAUUCAUCCAAUGAAUCAACAAUACCAAAUA